Sinocyclocheilus rhinocerous is the source of this 819-nucleotide messenger RNA. RefSeq names its product multivesicular body subunit 12B-like. The coding region runs from base 1 to 819 and encodes 272 amino acids. Gene Ontology annotation, biological process: virus maturation; regulation of epidermal growth factor receptor signaling pathway; viral budding. The transcript is spliced from 9 exons. The record is from RefSeq and is a predicted model, not a curated record. NCBI's taxonomy places the organism in Eukaryota, Metazoa, Chordata, Actinopteri, Cypriniformes, Cyprinidae. Gene Ontology annotation, cellular component: ESCRT I complex; late endosome.
AUGGCAGAUCUUCAGAACAUCUCUGGUGGUAAAGCAGAGCUGCAGCCUGAAGCCAUCGCUGAUAUUGGUGUGCUGGCAUCUAAGAAAGAACCUCCAGCAGGCUACUAUAUUGUUGCACAAACAACAGAUGGCUUCGACGCCAACCUGUGGAAGGACAGCAUAUUCAAAUCCAAGGUCACACACUAUCUUUGCUUCACCCAAGCUGCCACCUCCAAAAAUCAUUUAUGCAACGUGGUCGUGGACAUGAAGUUGAUCGACUUGAAGUACUGUUUGCCAGAGGGCUUCACUCCGAUCCAAGACACCACGGAUACCCAGGAGCAGGCUUUGAGGAAGGAGAGACUGUGUGUGAAGUUGGUCCCCAGGCACAGCGCUGAUACGGCUAUAUGUGAUGUGGUUAUACAGGGGAAAUCUAAGCAAAGCCUCACUAAUUAUACAUUUAUAGGUGAGCUGAAAGGUUUGGGGAUUUGGUAUCAGCUGGGAAAAGUCACUAAAUCACAGGAUACAGCACACAAAACCUCCUCUACCUAUACAACUGAUAUUGGUGUUGACAGACAAUUCCCAGAGUCUCCGGCCUCCAGUUCUACUAAAAAGAACAUCGUCAGGCCAGACUACAAACACCAAAUCUACAACUUCUACACCAAAUCAGCUAUGCAUGAUAUACCCUUUAUGAUCUCCAAAAAAAUCUAUAACCACAACCAGAGUAUAGAGUCAGUCCUUUUCUUGAAAAUUACCAUCAAAUCACCACAAGAGAUUGAGGAGGAAUACAACUAUUGUUUCAACACUGAACACAGUGCUGCAGCCUUCACAUGGACUCAGUGA